AUGCUAGGAAGGUUAUUUGAACUUCGAGACGAAGUGAUGCAGUUUUUGGAAAAUGACAAACAAACUGAAUUGUAUGUGGAAUUUAGAAAGCUCGGUGUUCAUGUUGCAUUGGCAUAUCUGUCAGAUAUUUUCGAAUCUUUAAACACAUUGAAUUUGAAAAUACAAGGUGGAGAGUCAAACAUAAUUUUUCAUCGAGAUGCCAUCAAAGUGUUUACUGAUAAGUUGCAACUAUGGAAACGUAAAAUUUUAGCCUGCAAUUAUUCCUGCUCUCCCAGAUUGUUUGGAAUCCUGGAAGAAGCCCGAUUUCAUAACGAUUUUAAGGAUACUGAUACUACAAGUAAAAUAUCAAACCAUUUGUUAGCGACGGAUACAUUUCACGUUGACGUGUUGAAAGACAGACUACAAGAGGAAGUCUUAGAAAUUAAAAACGAUUCUGCAGUGAAGGAUGACUUUGAGAAGUUGGAUAAGCCUUUAUUUUGGGUGAAAUAUCUCACGGCGUAUCCCAGCAGAGCAGAACAAGCACUGAAACUGUAUUUACCAUUUUCAAGCACUUAUCUGUGCGAAAGAGCAUUUUCAGCGGUAGUGGCGAUAAAAAAUAAGCUUAGAAGCAAACUCAGUAUUGCCAAUGAUUUACGUUGCGCAGUUUCUACUAUUCAGCUAAGAAUUCAAAAUCUUAUAAAAAAUAUGCAAGCUCAUCCUUCACAUUGA
Molecule: messenger RNA, 708 nt
Organism: Schistocerca serialis cubense
Lineage: Eukaryota; Metazoa; Arthropoda; Insecta; Orthoptera; Acrididae
Product: protein ZBED8-like
Exons: 2
Coding region: 1-708 (235 amino acids)
Source: RefSeq, a predicted model, not a curated record